Aplysia californica (California sea hare) is the source of this 6552-nucleotide messenger RNA. Its product is annotated as palmitoyltransferase ZDHHC5. The record is from RefSeq and is a predicted model, not a curated record. The coding region runs from base 252 to 2918 and encodes 888 amino acids. Gene Ontology annotation, biological process: protein palmitoylation. NCBI's taxonomy places the organism in Eukaryota, Metazoa, Mollusca, Gastropoda, Aplysiida, Aplysiidae. The transcript has 8 exons. Gene Ontology annotation, molecular function: palmitoyltransferase activity.
UUUUAAAAGCUCUGUCCACUUUUCACAGUAAAUGUGGGCAUUGUUUCCAAUUUUGAUAAACUCCAGUUGCUCUAUUUUUGUUGUGCUCUAUCAUUUUCUCGUGCGGAUGAUUGUCCGAUGACCGUUGUUAGGCAGUGGGUAUGUGCUGCUGCAAUGUAUCCCGGAAAAGUAUGUCUGUGAAAUCGGCCUUCAGUAUCAAAGUUUUUACCUCCCAAAGCAUAAAUAAUGGCAACUUAAUGUAGCAGCCAGCCAUGCCAAAGUGUGAACUUUCCACAAAGAUAAUUCCUGCAACAUUUGCUUGGGCACUAACCAUCGUGUGCACUGGACUGUACUUUGUUUUCGUCUGUCGUUACCUGACAGAGGAGUACAGCUAUGCAUUCCCAAUUGUUCAAGGAAUUAUCACAUUGUACAUGAUGCUGAAUCUUUGCCUGACAACGUUCAUGGACCCUGGUAUAUUUCCAAGGGCUCCUGACGAUGAAGCGAAAGAUGACGAUUUUCGAUCUCCAUUGUACAAAAAUAUAGAAAUCAAGGGCGUGCAGACUCGAAUGAAAUGGUGCACAACCUGCCAGUUCUACAGGCCACCCCGCAGCUCCCAUUGUAGUUCAUGUGAUAAUUGUAUUGAUACUUUCGAUCACCACUGUCCCUGGCUGAACAAUUGCAUUGGUCGCAGGAACUAUCGCUACUUUUUCACUUUCUUGUUAACUCUUUGUGUACACAUUGUCACCAUAUUUGUUCAGUGCAUUAUCUAUGUGUUGGCGCACAAUGACGACCUUUUAAAGCCAGGUCCAGUUAUAUCAAUUCUCAUCAUGAUAAUCAUAGGCUUAGUGUUAAUUCCUGUAUAUGGACUGACAGGGUUCCAUAUCUUUUUAGUUGCUAAAGGCACCACAACAAAUGAACAGGUAACUGGCAAGUUUAAAGGGGGUCCAAAUCCAUUCACAAGAGGAUGCAUAAAGAACUGCUGCUAUGUCUUCUAUGGACCCAGAUGGCCAAAACUAGUAGGCUACAUUCCAAAGACCAGAACUGUGAAGUUGGAUUCAAGCAAAAUUACUUACAUGGCUGCAGAAAAUGAUGUGACAAUAAGUGUGAGCAACAAUUCCAAUGGCAUUCGCACUGUCAACAAAAACCACAAUUUGAGGCCGCGCAGUACCCACGAGCAUGACGAAUACCUGGACAAAAGUAGCCAGUCGUUUGACUGUGAGCCAUCACCCCCUGUGACGCGCAAGACAGGGGGCUCGUACACGAACCUCUUCGACUCGAGCGCCAACCAUCACCCGCCGCAGACGACUGCCGUUGGAGCAACCCUGAAUGCCACGUCUCUGCACAAUAAUGCUAAGCGACCAGGUUCUCCCCCAAGCCUCAGGCCAGCCCAGUCCCGCAACACUUACGAGAGAGCAUCUGGAAAGUCUGGUGCCUACAAUGUACAGAAUGGUGGGAGCCUCGGCCACUUCAAAGCGCCCAUCGUUGUCGGAGAAGACGACAGUAUUCAGUACAAUGACCGGUCAGCCAUCAACAGCCCGAGUAUGAAAAGGAGUGUUUCUUCCAAUGAGAGGGGCAUCCAGAGUCCCAGCAUGGAUCGGAGCUUACCACCUCGUGCCCCGUCGUCAAAACCUUCACCACGCGUCACUUCCCCCAACCAUCCCACGUCCCCAACCCCGGGAUCUCAUUGGGGGCGCCCCCCUCACUCACCUUCCCCGGCUCGUGGAACUGGUUCGGGUGAGAAUGCCACUGGAGCUGGCAUUCGUUCGGCUUCUCCUAUUAAAGACAGGGCCAGGAAUUUCUAUCCAAGUCGGUCUAGAGAAAACCUGGCCCGCUCUCGUGAACAGUUGAAUCAGUCUCGAGAGUCUCUGUCGAGCUCGAAAGCUGGGACUGAUAGUUACUCUGGCACUUUUGGAAGCAAAGCAGCUGGUCCCAGGGAUCAGUUUAGUCGUUCCAGUGAUAGAAUCAACCAUACGCAAGACCCCUUAGAGCGGUCGAGGGCCGAUGGGAUGUCUCCUGCAGACAGGUCAGGCCACUUUGCCCGGGGCGGGCAGGGCAAGUCGAGGGAUUAUGUGGAUUACUCAGGGACAGGAGACAGUUUUUCUGGUGGCGUCAGAGACUCUCAGGGACGCCAUGACAUUUACCGCAGAGAUGAGGCCUCCUCGUAUGGCCACCAGCACUCUCACAACGGGAGGGAUGCUUACAAAGAACUGCCUCGUCAGAGUUCUGAAACGCACGGCAGUAAACACCAGCAGCCAAGGGAGAGGGACCGUUCCAAAAGCUUUGAUUUUGACUCUCCCCGGGAAAGAUCCAGGUCCAGGGAUCGUGCUGCCAUGAUUCGAGAACGCAGCCUGCCUCGGAAUCUGUCCGAGCCGGCCAAGGCGGGCUAUGGAGAUGGGGAGAGUGUGAAAUCUUUGUCCUAUGUACCUUCUAACCAAUCUGCACAGACUCUCUCAGGGUACCCUGUGCUGCCCAACACUCACCUGAGCGGGGGCAGUAUAGGCCGGCCAGGCGCUACAUCAUCACUUCCUGCAGGCAGCAGCAGCAGCUCUCCACGCUCCCCGUUGUCAUCUCGCUCGGCGGCCACCUACCCCCAUCACCACCACCACACCCACCAGUCAGCCCUUAUGCCUGCGGCCCCUCCCCCCAGCAGCAAUAUGAAUACAGCGGGCGGGAGCGGGCCCUCCCCCUCCUCCGCCUCCUCCCAUUUUGCUCAGCAUUCACCCCACCCAUCCAGCUCCUCGUCACGGCAUCCCAGUCAAUCUUCCGUGUCCACCCACCCGGACUCUAUCCGGCCCAUGUCCUUUGUGCGGGCCAUGCAGGUCACCGACGCUGUUGAGAUCCGAGACAAGCGGAUCAACGAGAGGCUGCGGCGGCAGAGCCAAUCCUCCCGCAACGAGAGUGCCAAGAGCGUCUACGACACCUAUGAAGCAUCUGUGUGAUAGACGAAACGGGCAGAAAUAGUGUUGUGGAUUUUUCUGAUGGAUUGACUGAUAUUUAAUUGAUUUGUUUUCUUCGUUGGUUAUUGUGAGCAAUGUAAAGUGGACUGUUGCUCGGUUGAUCUGUAUGCCAAUAUGAGGUACAUGUGUUUUUUGGUUUUCUUUUAAAAUCUCUGCUCAUCUGCGUGUUGUUAAAAUGAAGUUUGUAUGUGUUCCACUCUCUUGAAUGCAUUUGUCAUUUGACACGCUAGUAAGUGCUCAUGGUUGAACUGUUAAGUCACUGGGAGCAGGGGGUAUAGUAUUUAUUAGCGAUUUGAUCCGAAAAUCGGGCUGCACUGGGGUGCGGAUUUUGGGUCCCAUUCUGAAUCAGAGGCAUCUGGUUUCUUAGUUUAGUUAUAGGAAUACCUGUGGACGAAAAUGAAUGAAACUUGGCAACCUAUCAGAAGAAAGGCAUAACUUAUGAUGUCCAUGUGUGUACAAUGUGGACAGAUUUCUAGAACCUGAGAAAUUGCUGUGUUUGUGCAAUUUUCUUCUGUUUUUAAAAAACUAAGAGGUGUUGCCGUGUCGUCAUUAAGCAGACAAGCACUCCUCGUGUCUUCUUUUUUGCAGUAAAAUUUUCUGAUCCCUGUGUGUAGUACAUUUUAGGUCUCACCAACUUAAAAUUGCCACCCAUCUAGCGAUAGAAGAUGAGCCAGAAACUGAAUGUGCUAACUUUGGAGCAUGCAAAAGUUGAGUGAUCUUGAGGUAGCAUGCAAUUGGCUGCCUGAAAAUAAAUAGGUCACAAGAGUUUGUUGUUGGGUUUUUGUUAUAUUCGCUUUUAAGUUGUUAUAGGGGGUGAUCGCAGAACAACACUGAUUCUUAUAAGCCCAAAGUUAUCAUUUCAGUAACAAGUGAAGUAAAUUCAAUUAAUUGCUGCCCAGUAUAUAUUGCAACAUUUGUCUAAAAGUAGUUUUUAAGCAAAGAUUGGUUGAAAACUUAUGAAAUCAGGUAACGAUUCUGCACUGAAAAUAUCACACAGAUGCCAAGUUUCAUUUACAUGUAUUCAUAUUCAUAAUUGAUUUGUGAACAGUUUUCCCUUAAAAUACAUCAAGAAGCAUCCCACUUUUUGGCAAUAUUUUAUUACAUGAUAAAGAUACGUAAAAAUUUUGCAACAAAAUGAAAAGUUUACUGCUCUUUCAUUUAAACUUGUUUUAACCCUUCAUUGCUGAGAUGUUUCCAUUUAUGUUUGUUCAGAAAAGACAAAAUGUUCUUUCAAGAGAGGUUUAAAUAAAGCUUUAAAUAAAUCUUUCCCAAUAUCAAAGAAUAAACAACUGCACAAGCUGUGAUUACUUGUCUUGAAACAUCCUUAAUAAACGGUAAAACCAGUUUUUAAAAAUGGCAGACAAUCAGGUUUGGGAAACACAUACACACCACUGAAAAGGUUACAGCAAUUUGAAUAAACUGUAGUUUUUCGUUGUCAUUUCUAUUUAUAUUAUUUAUUGCAUAUAGAAGUGUUUUGUUUUUGGGAGGAGGUUCCCCCCAAAAGUAUUUUCAGGUAAAUGAUGCGUUAAGUUUUGUGAGAUGCCUUGAGUUUCAAAUGAAUGAUGCCCAUUUUGUUUUGAAUUUGUGUUUUUAAGCUUUGUUUUUCAAAAUUGAAGCUUUUCCUGUUCAUUUUUAUUGUUUUCUUUCGCAUGUUUUCCUUUCUAAAGGUGUGAAAGUUGUUGGAUUUUUUUAAUUUGUAGAAAAGUCUUGAAUAUUUUUUAAGCUGUGUAUUUUUUUUAAAAUUUAAUAUUUAUGUCAAUGCUUCGUUCUUCCUCUUGAGUCUGAGAAACAGUAGUGAGCUUAAGUUAAAAGUGUUUAUAUGACUUUAUAUGAAUAAAAAGCAACUUGUCUGUACUGAGCUAAAAGCAAACAAUUGUACCAUUUGCCAUGACAGUUCAUCUUUACAUUGCCUGUAUGAAGCACUGAGGACCUUUGUUACUUUCUAGUUUUAUAUCUGCCAGUCAUUGAAAUGGUGAUUCUUUCUGUUAUGUUUGUUAUUGUUGCCUUUGGGGGGAGGAGGGUGAGACAAGGCUUUGAUUUUAGUGGGCGCAGCUUCAAAUGAAUAUAUCUUUGAGACAUUUUUUAGAAUGCAGCAACGUAUGAAGCCUUUGACUCAUUGGGCACAUCUUUCAUUUAUAGCCAUUUUUUAGUGCUGAGAAUAAAUCAAGAUGUGUAUGAUCUUGACAAAUCUGGCAGAGGCAGUGAUACAGUACCUGACAAGAAGCUUGGCUUUUGUUUGUUAAAGAGAAGACAGUUAUUAAGACUUGGGAAUUAUGUUUGGCAUUCAGGUUCAAUUUUGCAACAUAUUUAAUAUUUAUCACUUGGAAGACUACAUGACCUUGUCUGUAUUUUUGAAUGCUCAUGAUGAAAACCUGGUUUUGAUACUUUUAAGAAUGGUGUGUAAUCUGGUGGUGACAUCUAAUGAUUUUGUAUGGGAAAUAUUUUGUGUGUAAAAAUGAGUGUUCUUUUAAUUUAGUUACUUCUGGCAUUCCAGACAUUUUUUCCCCUCUCUUUGAUUUCUUACAGUUGUAGAUUUGUCCACAGAAAUAUUUGAAUUAUUUGACAGUUCCCCCCAAUACUGGUUUAUUGAAACAAUGUAGUCUUUUUUGCAAUAAGAUUCUGGGUGUCAACUUCCAGUUCGACUAGGUUACCUGUUUGAUGUGCUAAUGGCUUUUUUUAUAUGUAGUGUAAGCAGUUUUAUUAAGAUGAAUUUUAAAUGCGAUAUGUGCCUUUAGUUUUGUCCCAUAAAUUCGAGUUAGCUCCAUUAGACACUGCCAUUUGAAGGUAAAUUUUAGUAUGCAUAUAAAUGCCCUUAGGUCAGCAAGAUAUUUGAGGGUUUCUUGCAAUGUUUUUGGAAUUUAGUAUUGAUUCUAAAUCCACCACAAUGUUUUAUUUUUUUUUUAUUGGGUAGCCUAUAGCUUCAAGCCAUGAGACAGAAGUGGUACAUAAAAGCUAAAUGUUCAUUUUGGUUUAGUAUUAUAAUAACUAUAAUUUGAAGUGCAGAAUUAUUUUUUUGAAAGGGAUGAGAACAAGUACAUGUACAUGUGAUAAAAAAUUGGAGUGCUUUAUCUCAAGCUGUGCUUUGAUAACAUGAUUGAAAAAACAUCUUUAAGGGUAUAUAUGACUGGUUGGUUGUGUUAAACUGAAUUGCAGAGUUAUACAGGAAACCAGGGAAAUAACUGCCACACUUUUUUUUUACCAGGUUUGACCUAUGCUUUGAGUAGUUUGUUACAGAUUGGUGCUCAAGGAAAAUCAAUUUAUGUAAAAGAUUUCUAGAGUAAUUGGAGGUUUGGUGUAACACUUUGAUGAUUAGUCUUCAGUUAUUCUUUAUUCUUUUUCUUUUGGAUUAAAAUGACUGCAAGAAUUUGCAGAUUGCACACAUCGGUGUCUGUAUUAGUUUCACACAAGGGCUAUUGCUGUCAGAAAUGUUCGCCUGUGUUGGUUUGUGUGAGUGGGGUUUUUUUUCACUUCCUUCCUCUUAUCCCAACUGAUAUUUCUCUGAGCCAAGAACAAUGUUGUUGAAAUCUGAUGUGUAUCUAAAACUGAAAAUGUUGACAGUGGGUUGAUGAAUCUUUUUCUUGCACCUUGUUAUUAAAUGUGUUUUACAUCAUCUGAA